GGGGGUGCUGGAGAGCAGGGGUGGGGAGUGCGCGGACGCUCAGCGCCGGAUGCGAGCCGCGGGUGCGGAGCGGGAGCGCUGCUCCUCCCGCCUCCCGCCCCCCGCCAUGAGCGAGCCACAAUGCAAGAGGCCGAGGCUUUCGGGCCCGGAUGGCCAAGCAGCGGAGAGCCCGCAGCCUGAUGGCGAGGAGGAAGGGGACGACGGGGCGUUGCGCCGUUACCGUGAGGGUGUUUGCGCCGAAUUCUCCGUUGUGACCGGCACGGAUGGGAGCGUAGCGCAGUGUUACCUAGCGGAAAAUGAAUGGCUCCUGGAAAGAGCUCUCAACUCCUAUUUCGAAGCAACUUUUCGGCCAUCUUGCUCUGCAAUGGAAGCUGCCUCACAGAUAACAAGUGCAGCAGAUUUCCAAAGCAUUGAUUUAACAGACGAUAACAGUGUGCAGACGAAUAAUGGGGAUGGCACAGAGUCACAUGUAGAUGAAAGUACCAUCUCACUGUUAACCUGGAACAUCGAUGGACUUGAUUCAGCAAACCUAUCGGAAAGAGCACGUGGUUUUUGCUGUUGCUUGGCGCUGUAUAACCCUGACAUUGUGUUUCUUCAGGAAGUAAUUGAGCCCUAUUAUAAUUAUUUAAAGAAGAGAGCAGUGAACUAUGUUCUAAUUCCAGCAAACAGUGAUGGUUACUACACAACUAUUAUGCUGAAAAAAUCUCGAGUGAAAUUAUUGAAACGAGAAAUAAUAGAUUUCCCAACCACCUCCAUGAUGAGAAACCUCCUUGUUGUUCAGGUGAACCUUGCUGGGAAUGAGCUCUACUUGAUGACUUCCCACCUGGAGAGCACCAAGGAACAUUCCCAGGAGCGGAUUAAACAACUGAGGACUGUGCUGAAGAAAAUGGAAGAAGUACCAGAGCAUGCCACUGUAAUAUUUGGAGGGGAUACCAAUCUGAGAGAUAGUGAGGUGAAAAAAUUAGGAGGAUUGCCAGCUAAUAUCUCAGAUGUCUGGGAAUUCUUAAACAAACCCGAACACUGCCGAUACACCUGGGAUACUACAGCUAAUAAUAACUUGAAGGCGUUUUAUGCUUGUAGGCUCCGCUUUGACCGUGUGUUUUACAGGGCUUCCAGCGAAGGUCAAAUUGUCCCAAAGGAAAUGUCCCUUGUGGGUCAAGACAAAUUGGAAUGUGGACGAUUUUGUAGUGAUCACUGGGGACUCCUUUGUGACUUUGAUAUCAUACUGUGAGACCAACUGAGCUGUUUACAUCAUACAGCAAUUAUGUCUCGAAAGUUAAGUUUUAUGAUUUCUGUAAUUAACAUUUUCAAAGUUCUUUUUGAAUUAAAGAUGUGUGCCAUUAACUACAUCGUAUUUAAGCUUACAAUGCCACUUAAACCCUUGAGUUUGUAGUCAUCCUUCUGCAGAACUAGAGGAAUGCUUGCUGAGGAAAAUUGUAUUGAACACAUUACUGGUAUAAGGGGGUAUUGGGCUAAAUUAUAUAUUGGAGCAGAGCUUGUAACUGCUUGGAAGAACUUAAUUCUAAAGCCAACAGCUUGCAGUGAUAAUAUCUUCCAUUCCUUAGCUCAUUUCUUUUUCUGGAGAGCAGAGAGCAUUCGCUGCAGUUCGUUUAUAAAAUAACUUUUCUAGAAUGACUGCUAAUUGACUACCUCACUGUUUAUGUCAGUGUAGUUGUAUUGGAGGCCUUUGAAAUGAUUUUACUUGUAAUUGUUCUCCAUUUGUGCAAAAAUACCUUUGGUUUAAUUCCUCCAUAGGAUGUCAUCUUAAUUUUAGAAGUUUAUGGAAAAGGGGAAGCCUCUUUUGUCUCAUCUUUCUGCAUAAUUGGAAAUCUUACUUUACUUUUAGGUGCAUAUCUGAUUUAUCCGGAGAUUUUAAUGUUGCAAAUAAAGAUAAUAUUUAACCUCCUGCAAAAUAAACUAUGGAAAAAUAUCCCAUGUUGGUG
Mobula hypostoma (lesser devil ray) is the source of this 1943-nucleotide messenger RNA. RefSeq names its product tyrosyl-DNA phosphodiesterase 2b (gene tdp2b). The record is from RefSeq and is a predicted model, not a curated record. NCBI's taxonomy places the organism in Eukaryota, Metazoa, Chordata, Chondrichthyes, Myliobatiformes, Myliobatidae. The coding region runs from base 50 to 1231 and encodes 393 amino acids. Gene Ontology annotation, cellular component: PML body; cytoplasm. The transcript is spliced from 7 exons. Gene Ontology annotation, biological process: double-strand break repair. Gene Ontology annotation, molecular function: protein binding; single-stranded DNA binding; 5'-tyrosyl-DNA phosphodiesterase activity.